UCGCCUUGGAGUCCCUCAGGGUCUCAAGUUUGGCGACCUGUUCUUCAUGAGGCGUCUCACAAGGCAAACAGCACUUUGACAGAGUUCUGCUCUCUGUUGAGUUUGCGGCGGGUCAGUCCCAACACGGCGACUGAUGACGAAGGAGGUGGUGAUGAUGACGUGCAGCAAUUCCUCUGUAUGUGGCUGUCCGAAAACAAAUGUGGCUGUCCCUCCCUUUUUUCCCCAACCCUGCGUAAAAAUAAAAUUGCUUGGCUAUAUUUGGAGAGAGCUGAUGUCACAAGUGGUUUGAGCAGAGAGUUUAUAAACUGUGACAUCCUGACAAACCAUCAGACUGCUCAACAGACAGACGAGGACGAAACGCUACACCCAGAAGUCAUCAGCACCAGAAACACCAUGUAUCACCUGAGAGUGCCUGUGUUUCUCCUGGCGGCGCUUGUGUUGCUCCGCUGCAUCGCAGCCGCUCCAAGCCUCAGGUACUUCAGUUCCGGUUCCUCCUCCUCCGACGACAAGCAAGAAAAUGCUCUUCCAGACAAGGAGAGCAGGUCACUGCCUGAGCUAAUCGCCAACCCGUUCUCCGGCGUCACGGGCGCCAGGCCUGAGAGGGGACUCACAGCAAUGAACAGUCAUCACUUACAGAAGAGAAUGUGCAAAUUCUCUACCUGUCAUAGAGAGAGGUUAGCACACAAAUUGAGCGUUCUAGCUGGCAAAAGUGGAAAAAAAACAACAGACGUGGGCAAGAACUCCUUCGGCAAGAGGGAGAUACAUCUGCCUCCCGCCCAGCUGCCAUAGGGGAACUGGCCCAGAGGAGCCACGACUCCUUUGUAGUACAAACUGGGAGAAUACCCCAGUGACCUAAUGAUCAUGUGUAACAGUGAAUGAAUGAAUGACGACUCUGAUGAUAAAUCACAUCAUAAGAUGAUUUUUAAAAAAUCAUUUUAUAAGCUUCAAGACUACAGUGCCUUUGAUCUAAGCCUUCUGAAUCCACGUAUGUUUUCUUCCAGCUUUGUGAAUCUCAUAAAUCACAGCACUAAUGAAAUGAAGAAACAUGUAGCUUCUCACAAAAAAUUCUUGCAAGAGAUUUCUGUUUCAGCACAAGAUACAGAUUAAAUCAAUAAAAGGAUUUCUUCCUCAACAGGUUGGGAUAGAAAACACAGUGAGCA
Xiphophorus couchianus (Monterrey platyfish) is the source of this 1160-nucleotide messenger RNA. RefSeq lists its product as uncharacterized. NCBI's taxonomy places the organism in Eukaryota, Metazoa, Chordata, Actinopteri, Cyprinodontiformes, Poeciliidae. Gene Ontology annotation, molecular function: hormone activity. The transcript is spliced from 4 exons. Gene Ontology annotation, cellular component: extracellular region. Bases 178 to 789 code for a protein of 203 amino acids. The record is from RefSeq and is a predicted model, not a curated record.